Molecule: messenger RNA, 818 nt
Organism: Pelobates cultripes (western spadefoot toad)
Lineage: Eukaryota; Metazoa; Chordata; Amphibia; Anura; Pelobatidae
Source: the annotation of a GenBank genome assembly
AUGGAGAGCAAUGGUACCCUCAAGGUGCCAGCUAUCAGUGUGAAUGACUCUGUAACAAAGAGUAAGUUUGAUAACCUCUACGGUUGCCGUGAGUCUCUGAUCGAUGGUAUUAAUAGAGCCACAGAUGUUCUCUGAUUGCAGGAAAGGUUGCAGUCAUGGCUGGGUACGGGGAUGUCAGGAAGGGCUGUGCUCAGGUCUUGAGAGCCUUUGGUGCCCAUGGUAUAAUCACAGAGAUCGUCCCAAUUAACACAUUGCAAUCUACUAUGGAAGGUUAUCAGGUCACCACCAUGGACGAUGCUUGCAAAGAAGGCAACAUUUUUGUUACCACAACAGGAUGCAUAGAUAUUGUAGAAGGAAGGCAUUUUGAACAAAUGAAAGAUGAUUCCAUUUUGUGCAACACCUGUCCCUUUUAUGUUGAGCUUGAUGUAAAGUGGUUGAAUGAUCAUGCAGCGAAGAAAGUGAACAUUAAGCCACAGGUGGAUCGUUACCUUUUGUAGAAUGGAAGACACAUCAUCCUACUGGCAGAAGGGCAUCUGGUUAACUUAGGGUGUGCUAUGGGUCACCCCAGCUUCGUCAUGAGUGGGUGACCCUCAUUCACCAACCAGGUCAUGGCUCAGAUUGAACUCUUGACCAACAAUGAUAAAUAUUCUAUUGGUGUCUAUUUCCUGCCUAAGAAGCUUGAUGAGGCUGUGGCUGCUGCCCACAUGGACAAACUCGGUGUGAAGCUCACCAAACUUUCCGACAAGCAGGCAGAAUACCUUGGUCUUGAUAAAGAAUGUCCAUUCAAGCCUGACCAUUACAGAUACUUAAUCUCCUAA